Molecule: messenger RNA, 3299 nt
Organism: Bacillus rossius redtenbacheri
Lineage: Eukaryota; Metazoa; Arthropoda; Insecta; Phasmatodea; Bacillidae
Product: SCAN domain-containing protein 3-like
Exons: 2
Coding region: 1003-2118 (371 amino acids)
Source: RefSeq, a predicted model, not a curated record
GACUACCAGCUGUGAGGGAAUAUUUUGAUUGAGUUCCAUUUUCACUAUUCGUACCCCUGUCUUGGCUUUGAACUUGCGAUACACCCCCCACAUUUCGUCCACGCACGUGUGUAUCUUUCCGUACGGAGUGAGCGAGUAAACAAUCCGUUCAUUUGGUACUUCCACGGGAAUGUUUACCACCCUGACGGUUUUCAGGUUGUCUAGCGCCAGUUCUAUGUCUACUUGUAGUGACUCACCGCUCGCUGCGUGUAUCUGAGACGUUCCGCCGGUCUCUCGGAUGAUCCUCUCGCAGUGUAGUAGUGAUGUCAACUUCACAAAGAUGCACCGUUGGCGUCCGUCGACCUGUACAGCAAUCACUUCGUCAUCCUGCAGCCCAAGGGUCUCGUCGAGCCAUCGGAGUAAGUCCAACGCGAGCGGUUUGGUUUGACACUUCACGCGAAGGGUAUUCACUCGUGGGGUCGGUUGGCAAGUCGCCAUGAUGGUCCUGCGAAAGUCAGUAAGAAGCCUUUAGAAUACGUUACGUGUAAGCCGCACGACACUUAACUCGCUCUCGCACUAAACCAGGAGAGUAACAGCGCACGAGACACGUCGCGUCGCACACGUCCGCUCACCACGCGAGCACGGGGCGGACUGACCGCUCGGCUAACGAACGUAAUGAAAUGGGUGGGACAUUUUACAGUGAUGAGUCACUCACUCUUAGUCUAAAGCAGUGUUUCCCAACCAGUGGUCCGCGGACCAUCAGUGGUCCGCGAGAGCUAAAAUAUGGUCCGUGAAAGAUAUCGAACUUUGAAUGAAUGCGCGUCGGUGAACAAAAGCGAGCGUGGCGCGCAGGCGACCGGGGGAAGGGCAAGCAACUGACUAAACAUUAUGACGCAAGCCGGUCAGUCAAACGUAUGUUUUCUUUUGUUUUGCUCAGCAGUGUUGUGUUAGUGAUUCUGUUCAGCUGUUUAGUGGGUCAACAUCUGUAACUCCUCGAUAUUCUUAUGGAUAUUUUGAUAAAAUAUGAACAGGAAAAUGCCGCCUAAGAGAAAAUAUGAUAAUAGUUACAUUAAAUUUGGAUUUACUUCGAUAGAAAGUAAUGGAGAAAUAAAACCACAAUGUGUUAUAUGCGCAACUGUUCUCGCAAACGAAGCCUUGAAGCCAGCGAAAUUAAAACGUCACCUAGAAACGAUUCAUCCAAAUUUUUAUGACCGACCACCAGAGUUCUUUCAAGGAAAAUUGGAGAAUUUAAAAAAAAUGAAACUCGGGCCUAGUGGUACAAGAUAUGCAUCAUCUGAAAAAACAUUAGUAGCAUCGUUUGAGAUAUCGAAAUUAAUAGCACAAUCAAAAAAGCCUCACACAAUAGGAGAAACUCUUGUGAAACCUUGUUUGAUCAAAGCCGUCGAAGAAGUUUUAGGGUUAGAAGCAAAAAAAAGAAUACAAGAUAUACCUUUGUCGAACAACACGGUGAAAGCUAGAAUUGAACUCAUGUCAAAUGAUAUCGAGGAGCAACUUGUUUCAAGAAUUAAAAUGUCGCCAUUCUUCGCUUUGCAGUGCGAUGAAUCCACUGACAUUUCUAAUUGUGCUCAGUUACUCGUUUUUGUCCGCUUUUUAGACGACGACAACAUAAUCAAAGAAGAACUGUUGUUUUCUCAGGAACUGGAAAUGACAUCAAGAGGUAUCGACGUCAUGAAUAUAAUAAUUGGAUAUUUCCAGAAAUAUGGCAUUAUGUGGGAAAAGCUAGUCGGUUUCUGUACGGAUGGUGCUCCUGCGAUGUUAGGAUCACAUUCCGGGCUAGCAACGUUAAUCAAACAGAGGAAUCCGUCAACAUUAACAUCGCAUUGUAUCCUUCAUCGCCAGGCGUUAGCUUCCAAGACUCUUCCUAAAUGCCUUAAUGAUACAAUGAAAUUGGCCAUAAAAGUAGUAAAUGUCAUUAAAAGCAGUGCCUUAAAUUCACGCCUUUUUAAAAAACUGUGCACUGAAAUGGACUCCAACCAUGAGAAUCUCCUCUUUCACACAGAGGUUCGUUGGUUGUCGAAAGGCAAUAUGCUGGAAAGAUUAUACGAGCUGAGAGGAGAGAUUGAGUUGUUUCUAGGUGAGAAAAAAAUGGAAGACUUACUAGUACAGUUAGUUUUCUGAUUUGACAUCCCAGAUGCAUUUGGCAUAUCUUGUGGAUAUUUUUACACACUUAAAUAAGUUGAACUUGCAAAUGCAAGGUUCAGGAAACAGACAAUUAGAAGGCUUUGCAAAUAUUUUUUAUUUUGAAGAUAAACUUCGUGCUUUUAUUUGCAAACUUAAGUUAUGGAUUAGUCAAGUUGGCGAGGGCAAUUUUAGUGCGUUUGCAACAUUGAAGGCACUCCUUGACGACAAAGAGUAUGUCAUGUUUAGGGAAAGCAUACAAAAAAACAGCAAAUGUCAUUUGCAAAUGUUGGUUGAUGAAUUCAACCGUUACUUCCCAGAAUCUAACAAUACAGAAGCUAAUGUGGACCAAAAACUGAUACGCAACCCUUUUGGCACUAACGCUAGAGAAGUUGCAGAAGAAAUCCAAGAAGAACUUAUUGAAUUACAAAAUGACAGGAACUGUAAGGACGCUUUUGAAUCUGAUUCUUUGGAGACGUUUUGGUGUAAGAAAGCAAUUUCAUAUACUAAAAUUCGAGAAAUCGCUUUGCGCUAUCUUAUGCUUUUCUCAACAACUUAUUUAUGCGAACAAGGAUUUUCUGCAUUACUGAUCAUUAAAAACAAAUCCAGGAAUCGACUGAAAGUAAGUGAUGACAUGCGUGUAGCUUUGAGCAAAAAUAUUACCCCAAGAAUUCAAGAUCUUGUACAGAAGAUGCAAGCUCAAAAAUCUCAUUGAUGCAAACUGAAUUGUGUUCCAUAAAUAUAUGUUUUCAAUCAUAACACUGUUAAUUAAUGUUUAUUUUGGUUUUUUAGAUUUCUUAUGUUAAACGUUUCUAUUAACAUUGAACGAUUAUGCUUAAAGUUUAUUUUUAGAUUCAUACAGAUUAUUUUUUAACCUUGUGGUCCCUGCUAAUAAUAAUGAAAUUUAAGUGGUCCCUGAUCAAAAAAAGGUUGGGAACCACUGGUCUAAAGAGUUACAGACGGACAGACAAACAUACAGGUGAAGCUAAUAUAAAGCAUGUAAAAAUGUCCGCAGUAAUACUGAGUUCGGAUUUUAUCCCGGGCAUUCGUGUUUUGUGUGGUCCCAGUACCUACAUUACAUUUGUAAGCCGUUCGCCGAUUAGCUUUCCCAUGUUAACUUCACACAUUAAUAAGCAUAAUAAAACAAAAUAAAGUCGCAAUUGAUUAAAUUUAACUUUUUU